GCGCGAGGAGGCGGGGGAUGGGGGGACGCUGGGCGUUCUUCGCUCCAUCGAACAGGACACGGAGGAAGCGGUGCCGGGCAGCGGACCCGGGCCAAGAAGGGCUUGGGGCGCCAAACCCCGCGCCUCGGGUGCUACCCCGGUCCGCACACACCUGGAGCGGCCGCGCCCCCCGACCCCGGGUCCAAUCCCCAGGCCGGGCCCCUCCACUCCCAGGCACCACAGGUUCACUCCGAGCGCCCCGUCCCUAGGAAGCAGCCGUCCCAACCGACCCGGGGGGCGGACACCCACCUGGCCGCGCCGCACCGAGGACUGGGCCCACCAGGCCAAGCAACAACAACCACCGGACGCGAAGGGUCCCCGAGGGCAAGCCCGCGCCAGACCCCAUCUCGGCCGAUUCCGCAGGUUCCUCUCAGCACUCGGUCGCCUCCACCUCUGCCUCUUCCAUCAUUUUCCAACCCUGCCGGGGCCCCAAGUCUGGCCGGGAAGCGCGCGCUCCCGGGGACGAGCACGCGCGCGGCACUGACGCAACUGAGCCCUCGGUCCGAGCUCGCUCCCGACAUCGCCUAGCUGCGCUGACGUAGGGAAAAAUCCAGUCCCCGGCGCGAGAAUAGGAUUUCUAAACCGGCGGUGGCAACCCGCACUAGUCGGCCCGCCAGUCAUAUCCGCCCCGCCCUGCCGGCUGCCGGGCACGCCCACCUAGGGGGUCGAAGGAUCCGAUUGGAGGACGCAUUCGGCGCAAAAGAAGGAGGAGCAUGAGACCCAGAAGAGGAAUCGAGAAGCAGAAGCGGAGGGCGGUGCAGCCCCGCCCGUCCGCUCGGCCUUUUCUGGUUGGUUGGCGGAGAAUCACGCCAUUUUUUAACAUCUCUUUUUGAUCAAACAAGAAAAGGCAUUUGGGAAAUGCAAAGAGGACUGAGAAUACUUUGGCUUAAAUUUUGCCCCCAGAAUCUUGUUGUUUGCCUACUGAAGAGAUGAAACCAUGGCAGAAGUAGAAUCCUUAUAGAAAGAGGACCAGAAACACCUCCCUUCUCCAACAAAAGGUUCAUUUGGGUGGCUGUCCAUUUGACCUGCUGUGCUUCAGUUUAAUUGGCUUGGAAAGAGGUCAGCAGGGUGAAACUGAACCCCAGAAAACUUGAUGAAGGAAUGUCUUUUGCCUGUUCUGAUUACGUGCAUGCAAACAGCGAUUUGCAAAGACCGUAUGAUGAUGAUCAUGAUCUUACUGGUGAAUUACAGACCUGAUGAAUUUAUAGAAUGUGAAGACCCAGUGGAUCAUGUUGGAAAUGCAACUGCAUCCCAGGAACUUGGUUAUGGUUGUCUCAAGUUCGGCGGUCAGGCCUACAGCGAUGUGGAACACACUUCAGUCCAGUGCCAUGCCUUAGAUGGAAUUGAGUGUGCCAGUCCUAGGACCUUUCUACGAGAAAAUAAACCUUGUAUAAAGUAUACUGGACACUACUUCAUAACCACUUUACUCUACUCCUUCUUCCUGGGAUGUUUUGGUGUGGAUCGAUUCUGUUUGGGACACACUGGCACUGCAGUAGGGAAGCUGUUGACACUUGGAGGACUUGGGAUUUGGUGGUUUGUUGACCUUAUUUUGCUAAUUACUGGAGGGCUGAUGCCAAGUGAUGGCAGCAACUGGUGCACUGUUUACUAAAAAGAGCUGCCGUCAUGGCCCAGGGAGGCAGGUGAAAGCUCUGUCUUCUGAAUUCAUCUCUACAGGCUCAGAACUCCUCUUUGAUAUCAGACCUGACGUUAUUUUCCCUCUUUUGGAGGGCAUUUGUUUGGUUAAGAAGGCUUCUUUGGACUUUGGAAUUUCAACCCAGAUUUUACCUUGCAGACGGAAUGACAAGCAAAAAGUGCUGUGGGAAUCAAAUUUGUUCCUUUUCUUGUGCACAAAACAUAAAGGAUAGUGGCGAGUUUACAAGCUGUGGAUGGGUUUCCAUAGUCUUCCUUUCUGUACAUUGCUAUAUAUAUCUUCAGUCCUUUGGAGCAAGUGGACCUACAAGUUGAGCAAAAUGAAUAUUUGUAUCCACGUUCCUCUUGUGAUCCUGAGUCUUCGUGCAAGGAGAUCUGAAGCUGAACAAUGAAAAUCUUCAGCAGAAGUAGAAAUGGCCGUGGAUUGUAAUACACACUGAAAUUCUGACUUUCUCAAUUUAAAUGCAGAAUAAAUUUUGCCAACUUGGAGUACUGUAUGAGUAUUUUCAGUAGGGGGAGUAAACUCAAAAUUAUAUUUGUUUUGCAGAAACCUAGUCAUUUGAAAUGAGCCAUCCUAUUAAGCCCUCUUGUGUCUCCAUUAUGUUCCAGAGGCAGUAUAUGCAGUGCAAUAAUUUUUUCAUUCCGCUUAUGUUUUGAAAGCCAGCGGCAUCAGAUGUGUGAGUUGAGCUAUUCCUCCUGGCAGAAUUAUCCAAUCUAAAAAUCAGCAUUUACCAGCCCAUGCUAAUAAAAUUAAGAUUUCAUACAA
Molecule: messenger RNA, 2455 nt
Organism: Pongo pygmaeus (Bornean orangutan)
Lineage: Eukaryota; Metazoa; Chordata; Mammalia; Primates; Hominidae
Gene: TM2D2
Product: TM2 domain containing 2
Exons: 4
Coding region: 1133-1648 (171 amino acids)
Source: RefSeq, a predicted model, not a curated record